Molecule: messenger RNA, 3351 nt
Organism: Cyclospora cayetanensis
Lineage: Eukaryota; Apicomplexa; Conoidasida; Eucoccidiorida; Eimeriidae
Molecular function (GO): ATP-dependent diacylglycerol kinase activity
Source: RefSeq, a predicted model, not a curated record
AUGUCUCUCUCGGCGAGCAUGCCUCUGUUUGGGGGCUCUGAGGCAGAAGAAGGCGGGUGUGCCUACUACGGAGAUGCGGACUGUCCAUCCUUGGCUGCCUACUUGUUGCAGUUGCUGCACUGGUGGCUGCAAGUUCUACUGCAGCUGGGGAUAAAGAGCAGCAGCUACGUGGGAGCCUCCGUCUUCGCCUCUCUCUCGCGCAUGCCUUCUCAGCUCCUGCAGAUAUGCGUGUCGCUGGGAGGCGCCCUCCUGCUCGUCCUCCUGAUUUCGCUCGUCUACUGGCACUGUCGCGUCAGCCGGUACAACACCCCCAGCACUCCGAGGGGCCCCCAGGGGCCCCCCCUGCGGCACCCCGUGCAUGCAUGGGAUGGCUUUGCUUCGGCGUCCAGCCCCAAAUACUGCUGCAUGUGCAGGGAGCUUAUUUCCGGCUUUCUGAUCUACAGAAACAAGGGCUGGGAAUGCUCCAUCUGCCGACGCGCCUGCCACGCAACCUGUCUCGCUGCAUGCGACUCUCUGCCCUGCAAAACGCCCGCAGCUCCAGCCGCCGCGGCAGCCGCCGCCUUUUCUGCGGCUCCCGCGCUGCGACAUCAACUGGUGGAGGGGGCGCUCGCUGCCGACGCCGUUUGUUGCUGCUGUGGGCUUGCAUGCAGCAGCACCUUCGGCUUGGAUGGCAUGCGGUGUCUGUGGUGCGCGCGCACUGUCCACUCAGAGUGCCUUUCCCUCUUGCCAGCUGUCUGCGACAUGGGGUCGCUCCGCCUGCUGAUGCUCCCCCCCGCCGCCGUAACGCCUCUCCUUUCCGCCGCAGCCAGCCCUCACGUGCUCCUAAGGCUUGCUGCCGCGCUCAGAGAGGGGGGGGGGGUGGUUGCUGCCAUGAGGGGCCUGCGCAGCAUGGGCAUGCUGCUGCAGCAAAGCGUCUCACGUCAGAUGAAGCGCAUCAAUGCCUCCCUCAUGGGGUCCCUUAGGAAUGCACGUGGCGGCAGCGUCUCACAGCAGCAGCAGCAGCAGCAACAGCAGCAGCAGCAACAAGAACAGCAGCAACAACAGCAGCAACAAGAACAGCAGCAACAAGAACAGCAGCAACAAGAACAGCAGCAACAAGAACAGCAGCAACAAGGACAGCCAACAAGAACAGCAACAGCAGCAUGUUGCAACACUUCAGCAGCUCCAACUCCUGAGUCUGCUUCUGCAGAGACGGGGGCGUCUGGCACAGGAAGCACCAACAGCGCGGAUGUCGAGACAGCGGCUUCAGACGCUGCCGCUGGAGCAACACCCCCGCUCCCCCGGUGUAGCGACACCUCCAACCCUGCGACUGCAGACUCCGUUGCCUCUGCGUGCUGUUCGGAGUCUCAACAACAACAGCAACAGCAGCAGCAGCUGACGCCCUCAUAUCUGAACCAGCUGUCUUUGCAGCAGCACAGACCGCAGGAUAUCUUGAGAGCCUUGGGAAAGCAUCUUGAAGGCUUCAGAGCGCUCGCUGGGGGAACCGAAAGCAGUGGCAACAGCGGCGCCAGCAGCUGUCCAUACACCAGCGGCGAUAGCGACAGCAGCAGCAGCAGUGGCGGAUACAGCAGGAGCUCGAGUCGCCGUCGUUCAGCCUCCCCUCCCGAAUCUCCAGAUGCAGCGGAUGCUUCUUCUGUGCGCGAUCCAGUCGCAUCCCCCGCAGUCCAUGCAGAGGAACGCGCCGUGAAGAGGCUUUUUGCUUCCGCCUCGAAGGAUGAAGCCAGCAGCAGCAGCAGCAGCAGUAACAACGGCAAGAAAGCGCGCAUCGCGCAGCUGCAGCAGGCACUGGCGGAGAUCCUCCCACCCAAGGCUCCCGUUGUAGAUAUCCAAGCGGAAGAAGGUCCAGAGCGUGCGCUGCAUCUCUUUAGGCCCCUCGCGCUCAGAAGGAGACUGCGCGUCUUAGUGUGUGGGGGAGACGGCACUGUGGGGUGGGUUAUUGAUGCCAUACAGAAGGUGUAUCGCAUUCCCCAGAAGGAGAACGCCGACUCUCCUGCGAGAUUGCAGAACCUCGAUGACUGCGGGGUUGCCAGCCAGAAGAAGCAGACUGCGCAGCAGAGCUUGCCUUCUGCUUCUCAGAGUAACGCCCCCUCAGCCACCACUACUACUGCAACUGCUACUGGUGGUGGUGGCGAAUCUGAGGAGCAGCAGCAUGAGCAGCAUGAGCAGCAUGAACAUGAGCAGCAGGAGCAGCAGGAGCACCAGCAUGAGCCCCAGCCUCUGUUCUUGCAGGAGCAGCAGAAGCAGAAACAGCCUUCCGCUUUUGUGCCGGUGGCAAUUUGCCCCUUAGGAACCGGAAAUGACUUGAGCAACGUCUUAGGCUGGGGUAUGAGUUUUGACGGCGAUAUUGUAGAGCAUCUUCUGAAGAUCCGGAGGGCAGUUCCUUCAGCCCUGGAUAUAUGGAAUGUGGAAGUGUCUGGAAGCAGUGGCCGUCUUGUGAGCAGCACAUUCUCCAACUAUUUAGAUGUCGGUGUCGCUGCUCGCAUUGCCCUCAAGUUUCACAGACUGCGGGAAGGCAAUCCCGAGCUGUUUCAGUCGAGACUCGGAAAUAAAUUUCUUUAUGGCGAAGUUGGAUUCAGAGACUUUUUGGGGUCUCGUGCUGCUUCCCUUGAAAUUCAAGCCCUUUUUUGUGAUGGGCAGGAGGUUCCACUGCCGCCUCAAGGAGUCGAGGGCAUUUGCAUCGUGAAUAUUCCGAGUUUUGCAGGGGGUGUCAUGUUGUGGGGCGACGCGGAGCCUCAGCAGCAGCACGUGAUGCUGCCUCACGAGCCACACCACUACACCAACCCCCUCCACCACCACUCGCGCAUGACGAGUUUUAGCCGCGGAAUCUCCUCGGAUUCGUCUUCUUCAGCCAUGGAGGUGGACAGACAGUGGCGAAGGCACUGUCACACACACAAGCGUCGGCGUGGUGCAGCCGCGGGAGGUGCUGCUCCUGCAGCUGCCAAAGCUUCCCGCGCUGAUUUCUGCACUGCCGCUUCUGCUCCUCCAAGCCCUGGACAGCAACGAGCUGCUGCAGCAGCUCACAACCCCCUCUUUCUGCCUCCACCCGUCUUUAGACAAAGCAGCAAAAGAAAGACACGUCCAAGCUGCCCUGCUCUGCGUGCCUUCCUCAUACCGCACACUUCACAGCACCCGCCAACAACGGCCCCUUCCGCCAACCGUAUGUACAUACAUAGUAGUAGUAGCACCCCGAGGGAAUUUUUUGUACGGGCUGCUGCUGCGCAUGCAGCAGCACCGUACGAAAAAGCCCCCCAAUGCGCCUAUAAUAGAGACAUGCACACACACACCAAAGGCCCUUCGGUGCCUAUGCCUCAAGAUCUUUCGGCUGCACAAAGCGCCGGUGCGUGCCUCUAG